Scatophagus argus is the source of this 3187-nucleotide messenger RNA. RefSeq names its product leucine-rich repeat flightless-interacting protein 1. NCBI's taxonomy places the organism in Eukaryota, Metazoa, Chordata, Actinopteri, Scatophagidae. The record is from RefSeq and is a predicted model, not a curated record. The transcript has 6 exons. Bases 47 to 1048 code for a protein of 333 amino acids.
GUGCCUAUUACAUAAACGAAAACUUAUUAUAAAACUUUAAAAAAAAAUGCAUUCAGUCACUCUGGACGGCAGUGGUUCGCCAAGGAAACGCACGUUUUCUCGGGGAAUUAGCGAGGAUGAGUCUCUCCGCAGCAUUAUAAAAGAGCAGACCGAGAGUUCGUCCAGGCGUCUCACACGAAGCGACAGUCGAGCGGGCACCCUGAAGAAGAGGAGUGACAGUCAGCAGUCUGAUCAGGAACUCUUCAUGGGACUCCCUGAAAUGCUGGAGCUGCAGGCCAGCUAUGAGGAGGUGGUGCAGGAGCUGCGUGGGCUGGAGGUCGAGCGAGAGACUCUGUUGUUCCAGGUGGACGUGCUGCAGGACACAUUGGAGGGUGUCGAGGAGCUGCUGGCUGAGGCCCAGAGAGAAGCUGGGCAGGCUAAUUUGGAGUUGGAUAGAGAGAGGGAGGCCAAGAGGAACCUGGAGAGCAUGGUCUGCUCGCUGAUGCAAGAGGUGGAGAGAUUAAAAGAGGAAAGGAACAACGACCUGUCUGCCCAAGUGAACACACACAGAAGUGUGGAUGAGGUAGUGAGACAAGCACACCAAAUGAAAAAUGGCGCAUGCAGAGAAGAAAGUGAAUCAUCGCUGUGUGAAACUCACAGCAGUGAAAGCAGAGGUAAAGCAUCAGAGGAAGUGGAACUGAGCGAGGAGGCUGAGGGAAGUGUCCUGUCCAAGCUGCGGAAGAUAGUCACUAAGCCGUUGAGCCACUUGCCCUCUCUUGCGCUGGACAACCCAAUGUCUGAAGACGGGGUCCUGCAGAGGCCUUACGAAAACUGUGUUGUGGACAGACGGGAUCCUUCUCCGGACCGGAACGACUCGGACAGCACAAGUGCCUACGAGGAUGCCUCUGCCGAGACUCCCGAGCAGGACAGGCUGUUUCCGGGUGAAGUUGACACUUUGGAGCUGCCGAAUGAUUCGGAGAAUAAAGACACAAGUGCGACUGACGGCAGCCAGGUCUACGACAGCGAGACCCAGGCCUCCAGAAACCCUGAAAAUUGUGUUGUGUCUUAACUAAUCUGUUUUAUCCACAUUUGGGCAAAAGGUCAAAGAUAAUUAUUGAUCAUUUGGUGUAAUUCAAGAGCUCCUUGUUUUGCAAUUUACACAUAUCUGAUAUUUAUGUUCUUAGAAAACUUUGAGGCCAACAUUAACAUUCAGAGUUGUAAUUAGAGCUCCAGCAAAUAGGCGAUUAGGUAAUGUUGUUGUUUAUAUUUUCUUUCCGUCAGCUUUCAGCUUCUCAGAUGUGAGGAUUUGCUGUUUUUCAACAAAUUUAAUUUGUCACUUUAGGCUCUGGGAAAUUGUGAUAAUGAUAAUCACUAUCUGACAUUUUUUAACGAUAUGAUCGAUUGAGAUAAUAAUUGGCAUCUUAAUUGAUAACAAAAAUAAUGGUUAGUUAGGGCCUUAAUUUUAAUACACUGUAGAGUUGUUAGUUUUGGUUUUAAAUUCACAGCAAUCAAACUCAGGAUGCCUGUGGUUUACUCGCUGGAAUUCCACUAAUGACUACUUUAUAUUAAUUGCCAAUGGUUUCAUUUUAAUGUCUUAACUUGCUGUUUCUUUUAAAUACGUGGAAUAGACAUGGAAAAUACUCCAUGCUGCCUUGACCAUUUUCCUCUUUGGUAAUCUGAUUUGUGUACUAAUAAGACACAAAUCAGGAUUUAACUGUAGACAAAACACAGUGAGCUCAGUGAGUAUUUGGACUGUUGCUGCUUUGCCUCCAAUCAUGACUACACAUCAGAAAGUUAGAGAUUUAAGCAAGGCAGGCGCUCAGCAGCUUGUAACUGCCUUUAAAGAUAUUCGGUCUGGGUUUCCUCAGCUAUAGAGCUGACUGUAAAGGACAUGCUCACUUGUUUAAGGUUAGAAGACAGACUUUCUAAAUAAGGGAAAAUGCCAUUUACGUACUGCCUUGCUGACCUAACAGACACAGCCCUUUUACUGUUUUGUUUUGAAUUUAGGGAAGUUGAUUUUGCUGCAUUUGCACUUUUAAAAAUACUUGUAUUGUGGCAUAUAUUUGUCAUUACAUUUGAAAAGACAUUCCCUUUACAACCAAACACAUCAGCGAGAAGCAAUCAGCUGACCUGCUGCAGGGGCUGUGCUCUCUCCCUGCGUCGUAAUACUGUUUGUUUGCACAUUUUCCAGUCAAACUUGCUGAAAUUAGUCUCUUUGGAUGUCUCUGCUGUGUAUACUUUGUAUUUAAUUUUCUUUGUUUACAAUGUUACCUUUUUACCCUUGAGGCAAAGAAUAGACCCGUUCACUUUGUUUAAGAUAAAUAGUUUGCAUGAGCACCUAAGAAUGUAUAUCAAUUUCCAAACAGCACAUGAUAUGAUCUGUCAUUUAUUAGUACUUAAGCAUGCAGUGCUUUCAUACAUAUAUCAAAAAAUACUUUGAUUUUCUGCCAAAACUCAUGUUUAGAAGUGGUGUUGAGAAGGGAAUGUUUAGUUUCAGUCUUGUUUGCAAAUAAUUUAUUGUUGUCAUUCCUCGUUUUUAAGAUGGAUCUUUAGCAGAUUUAACAGGUCAUUUCAGUUUUAAAGUAACAUAUAUUACACUAACAUUUUAGACAAUGAAAACAGCAAUUUUACUAACUGAUCCUAUCACACGUACACACAAGGAAACAAUAUUAAAACAUUUAAGGAAAUAUGAAAAUAAGUUUGCAGGUGCUGCAUUUAGCUGCAUAUCUUUCUGUGAGUUUAAGGCAGAAUAUUCGGAAUUGUAUUGACUUAUUUGUCUUAAUCACUUGUAUCACAUGGUCUUAUUUAUACAUAAUGCUGGUUCACAUGCAAAUACUUGAUUAUCUGAUGUGCUGGCUGGCCGUGAUGCUCAAGCCGCUUAGGUGACAUCCUUUCCCCCCCCCCAUAAAUGGACUGAUAGAAGGCAUUACUGUAGUACUGUUUCUGUAGUGUUGUGCAGUGGCACUGUGGUCAGAACAAUCAGGUCAUCUCUACAUGACGCGGUCGUCAUUGGUUGUUUAUGCUGUAGGCAGUGGGGAAAUUUUUUUCACGCAAAGCAGAAAAUUUUGAUGCGUUUUCUGGGUCUAGAUAUUUUCUACUUGUCCUGAGCUUUGUAUUAAAUGUUCAGAUGUGACAGUAAAUGACAUGAAUUUAUACUUGUAACUGAAAUUACAUUCCAGACAUAUCAGAAUAAAAGGACUGAAUAAUA